CAGCUUGAGAGAGGCCCGGGACGGGGCGGGAGAUGCCCCAUUCAGUCUCCAAGACAGUCCAGGAGUUGGGACACUGUCGGGGGUGGGAGAGUGCCAGUACAGCCGCUGGGCCAUUUUGCUUUUCACUCACAUUUUAGGGGUCCUGAUGGCAGAGAAGGCCGGCAUCACCUCCUGCCUUACCUGUCUUCAGAUGGGGCGGUAUGGCCUAGCGGGGCGGGGGGGCGGCGCUGCCUUUUUCCGGAGGCCCCUCACCUCGAGCCCGGGUGACCGGGGAGAGCCUCCCACCGAGUGAGAGGUCCAUGGAUCGACUUCAGAGAGUCCACGUGCUCCGAUGGGGGAUGAAAAAUUACUCAUUUUCACUAACUUUAAACUGAUAUUUAUCAUUUCCAACAAUUAAAAAAAAGGCCACUCUUAUUAGAAGGGGUCUAUGGGCUUUACUACAUUGAGAAAGGGAUCCAUGACCCCAGAAAGGUCAAGAAGCCCGGGACUCCGGAGACGUCCAAACUGGUGGGCGGUUACCACGAUCGAGACAGUGAUUCCGGGUUCAGGAGGCGGGCACUUUGGAGGAAGGGGCGGGGCCUCAGCGCCGGAAGGGGCGUGUCAUCACCAUCGCAGCAGGAAGUUUGUAGUUGUCGCCGCUGUCGCCUCCUCCGUCCCCGCCUCCGCUUCCCCUCGGGCCGGCAAGGCCGAAGGCUCGUCCCCCGGCCAGAGACCGCUCGUUCGCUGCUCACGACCCGGCCGCGGCGACGCGGGCCCCCCCGCCGCUGCCAUGCAUGACGCCUUCGAGCCGGUGCCGAUCCUGGAGAAGCUGCCGCUGCAGAUCGACUGUCUGGCGGCCUGGGAGGAAUGGCUUCUUGUAGGAACCAAGCAAGGUCAUCUCCUCCUCUACAGGAUUCGGAAGGAUGUUGGUUGCAACAGAUUUGAAGUAACUCUAGAAAAAUCCAACAAGAACUUCUCCAAAAAGAUUCAGCAGAUCCACGUGGUUUCCCAGUUUAAGAUUCUGGUCAGUUUGUUAGAAAAUAACAUAUAUGUUCAUGACUUAUUGACAUUUCAACAAAUCACUACUGUUUCAAAGGCAAAGGGGGCAUCUCUGUUUACCUGUGACCUCCAGCACACUGAAACAGGUGAAGAGGUGCUGCGGAUGUGUGUGGCCGUGAAGAAGAAACUCCAGCUGUAUUUCUGGAAGGACAGAGAGUUUUAUGAAUUGCAGGGGGACUUUAGUGUACCAGAUGUGCCCAAGUCCAUGGCAUGGUGUAAAAAUUCCAUUUGUGUGGGUUUCAAGAGAGACUACUAUCUAAUAAGGGUGGAUGGAAAAGGGUCCACCAAAGAGCUCUUUCCAACAGGGAAGCAACUGGAGCCCUUGGUGGCACCUUUGGCAGAUGGAAAAGUAGCCGUUGGUCAGGACGAUCUCACUGUGGUCCUGAAUGAGGAGGGCAACUGUACGCAGAAAUGUGCCCUGAAUUGGACAGAUAUACCAAUUUCCAUGGAGCACCAGCCUCCAUACAUCAUCGCCGUGUUGCCUCGGUAUGUGGAGAUCCGGACAUUUGAGCCCCGGCUGCUGGUGCAGAGCAUUGAGUUACAGAGACCCCGCUUCAUUACCUCAGGAGGUUCGGACAUCGUCUACGUGGCCAGCAAUCAUUUUGUCUGGCGGCUCAUCCCUGUCUCUAUAGCAACCCAGAUCCAGCAGCUUCUUCAGGACAAGCAGUUUGAACUGGCCCUGCAGCUGGCGGAAAUGAAAGAUGAUUCCGACAGUGAAAAGCGACAGCAGGUCCACCACAUUAAGAACCUGUUUGCUUUUAACCUCUUUUGUCAGAAGCGUUUCGAUGAGUCCAUGCAAGUCUUUGCAAAACUUGGCACAGAUCCUACCCAUGUGAUGGGUUUGUAUCCUGAUUUGCUGCCCACUGAGUAUAGGAAGCAGCUGCAGUAUCCCAACCCGUUGCCAGUGCUCUCUGGGGCUGAACUAGAGAAGGCUCAUUUGGCUCUAAUUGACUACCUGACUCAGAAAAGAAACCAGCUGGUGAAGAAGCUCAAUGACUCUGAUCAUCAGUCGAGUACCUCCCCCCUCAUGGAAGGCACCCCCACAAUCAAGUCCAAGAAGAAACUCCUGCAGAUCAUAGAUACCACGCUGCUGAAGUGCUACCUCCAGACCAACAUGGCCCUGGUGGCUCCAUUGCUGCGUCUGGAGAACAAUCAUUGCCACAUUGAAGAAAGUGAGCACGUGUUGAAGAAGGCUCAUAAGUACAGUGAGCUGAUCAUCCUUUAUGAGAAGAAGGGGCUUCAUGAGAAAGCUCUGCAGGUGCUGGUGGACCAGUCUAAGAAAGCCAAUUCCCCCCUGAAAGGCCAUGAGAGGACAGUGCAGUAUCUUCAGCAUCUGGGCACAGAGAACUUGCAUUUGGUGUUCUCCUACUCUGUCUGGGUGCUGAGAGACUUCCCAGAAGAUGGGCUGAAAAUAUUUACUGAAGAUCUCCCUGAGGUGGAGGCUCUACCACGGGAUCGUGUGCUGAACUUUUUAAUAGAAAACUUUAAGGGCCUAGCUAUUCCCUAUUUGGAACACAUCAUCCAUACCUGGGAAGAGACGGGUUCUGAGUUCCACAACUGCCUUAUCCAGCUGUACUGUGAGAAGGUCCAAGGACUGAUGAAGGAAUACCUUAGCUCCUUUCCUACAGAUAAAACUCCAGUCCCUGCUGGUGAGGAAGAGGGUGAGCUGGGAGAAUACCGACGGAAGCUCCUCAUGUUCCUGGAGAUCUCUAGCUGCUAUGAUCCAAGUCAGCUCAUCUGUGACUUCCCUUUUGAUGGUCUCCUAGAGGAAAGAGCUCUCCUUUUGGGGCGAAUGGGGAAACAUGAACAAGCCCUCUUCAUUUAUGUCCACAUUCUGAAGGAUACAAGGAUGGCUGAAGAGUACUGCCAUAAACACUAUGACCGUAACAAAGACGGCCACAAAGAUGUAUAUCUGUCCCUGCUUCGGAUGUAUCUGUCCCCACCUAGUGUUCACUGCCUGGGGCCAAUCAAGAUGGAGCUGCUGGAGCCCCAAGCUAAUCUCCAGGCUGCUCUGCAGGUUUUGGAAUUACAUCACAGCAAGCUGGACACCACCAAGGCCAUCAACCUUCUUCCUGCCAACACUCAGAUUAAUGAGAUACGCAUCUUUCUGGAGAAGGUCCUGGAGGAAAACGCACAAAAGAAACGUUUCAAUCAAGUCCUCAAAAACCUUCUUCAGGCGGAGUUCCUAAGGGUCCAGGAGGAGCGCAUUUUCCACCAGCAAGUGAAGUGUAUCAUCACAGAGGAGAAGUUGUGCAUGGUGUGUAAGAAGAAGAUAGGGAACAGCGCGUUUGCCAGGUACCCCAAUGGAGUGGUUGUGCACUACUUCUGUUCCAAAGAGGUCAACCCGACUGAUACCUGAACUGGAGCCAUGCUCUGAGGUCAGCAGACUACAAUUCCUGCCUUUCCCAGAAGAACGGAAGGAGUGGAAGCUCCUUAGGAAACAAGAAUGCCUCCAGGAGGAGGGGGAGUCUUCUCAUUUGGACACUACUUGGUACCUUACAGCCUGGAGCAUCUCUGGACUAACUACUCCUAACCCUGACAACAAAAAUGUUGGCUUUUUAAGAGGAAAAAAAUGACUUGUACGGUUAAGUUGCUGGCAACUUCACAAAAUCUCUUUGAUACUUAGGAUGUGAAGUAGACGCAUCCUCCAGUGUUUGCAUUAUUACACACUAAGAAAACUUGUUUUGAACAUUUGUAACUGAAGGGGAAUUUUUCAUUAAGAACCUUU
Messenger RNA from Phascolarctos cinereus (koala), 3766 nucleotides. It is a transcript of the gene VPS39, whose product is annotated as VPS39 subunit of HOPS complex. Gene Ontology annotation, cellular component: cytoplasm; membrane. The record is from RefSeq and is a predicted model, not a curated record. Gene Ontology annotation, molecular function: protein binding. Gene Ontology annotation, biological process: endosomal vesicle fusion; vesicle-mediated transport; intracellular protein transport. Lineage: Eukaryota; Metazoa; Chordata; Mammalia; Diprotodontia; Phascolarctidae.